This is a messenger RNA of Patella vulgata (common limpet), 1569 nucleotides long. RefSeq lists its product as uncharacterized. The coding region runs from base 468 to 1154 and encodes 228 amino acids. NCBI's taxonomy places the organism in Eukaryota, Metazoa, Mollusca, Gastropoda, Patellidae. The transcript has 5 exons. The record is from RefSeq and is a predicted model, not a curated record.
AUUGGCAAAAUUAAUUUAUCCAUAGAAUUAGAAUAUUCUAAUAACCGUAUUCAAAGAAUUAGGAUAUUCUUAUUAUCCAAAGAUUUAUCUGAUUGCUUUAAAGGCCAUAUUUUGAUAAAUUAAAGAUAAAGUAGUGUUUAUCUCCAUUUUGUGCCUAUAGUAAAUGAAUAUACGUUCACAUUACACAUUCGCUUUACUCAAUCACGUGCCAAUCAGUAUUGUCAACUUUUUCCCUAAAGUGAUAAUAGUGUCCGUCGCCAAACAACGACCACGCAUAAUCAGGAGAAUAAGUACCGCCUGUAUGUCUAGACCAAGUUCUUCACAACCUAUUAAUCCUUUCCAAAAAUCAUAAGUUCGCAUAUUGUCAAAUGUAGAUUUCCCCUUUAAAUACCCCCCAAUAGAAAUUUUCAUCAGAUCUGAAUCAAGUUUAAUUUCUUCCGGGUCUGUUUUACAAGAAAUCUAUUAUUAUGUCUUUAAGUAUUAUUUACGUACCUAGUGAGGAUCUUAUGUGCAUGGAUGAAUAUGGUUUUAUAUUUCCACCUAGAAAAAUCUACACUGACUGUAUUGUACCGGAAUUAAUUCAACUACAAUAUGAAAGAGAUGACUUAGAACGUGAUUUUCCUGAUUGUCUACUAAGAUCCGAUGAAUUUUAUUCCCCCCUCAACCGACUUAGACGAUACAUUGGACAAUAUCAUAUAUUUGGAUGUAUAAAACCAAAGACCUUUCAAAGAGAACUUUUGAUUUCUGCAACGAGAAGAAGUGAGCGUAGCAGAGAGGAAAGAACUGCCAAAAACUUUCUAUCGAGUUGUAUACGAAGUGUUUUAGCAGACCUUUCACACGUAGAGAUAAACGAUGAGAUCGAAGAUUCCAUAAAGUACGGAGAAUUGUUGUUGGAAUCGAUACGACAGGUAUUCCUAUUGAAUCCAACGUUGAACCAGGAAUUAGAUACAGAUUUGGUUAGAAAUGCAAUUUUCAAACGAGCUAGUGUUGUUAUUAGAGCUUAUAAAAGGGGAAAUGCACCAUCUACAUCAGUUUUACAUGAUACAAUAACCAGUAUUGAUACAACUCAACAAUCAUCUACAAUGGAGUCCAAGAUGGAAUCAGACGAUGAACAUUGUCAGGAAGUUCCUGAAGUUAUUAUACUAGACGACUGAACUGAGGUUUUCCAGAUUACAGUGCUAUUGAUACGUGGAAAAUGUGAUAAAUGUGCUAUUAUACAAUGACUAUUUAUUAAAACGCUUUUAAAAUGUUAUGGACUAUGAAUGAAGCUCCAAAAUGUGCUAUGAAAGGGUUAAUGUCUGAUACCAAACAGUCAAAUAAUUCAUUUGCAUAUUUUGAAAUGUAUUUUGGCAGUGCUGCAUUAUGGAUUAAUAUCGAAUCAAACUACUUUAUAUUUUCAAGGAACGAUGUUAUUGGAUUCAUAUCUGAAUAAACAUGAUUAUGUCCAUGGCAAUGAAAAGUAUAAAUUGUGUUAUUAUUAUUUUAGAAUAUCAAUUUUAUAUUAAGAAAAAUAUUUGAAAAACGUAAAAUAUACAUAUACAAUAAAUGAAUAAAUUAUUUUCCUCUGAA